Molecule: messenger RNA, 2382 nt
Organism: Cryptococcus wingfieldii CBS 7118
Lineage: Eukaryota; Fungi; Basidiomycota; Tremellomycetes; Tremellales; Cryptococcaceae
Exons: 3
Coding region: 1-2382 (793 amino acids)
Source: RefSeq, a predicted model, not a curated record
AUGGCCCAGCUGAAUGAGGCGGUUACCAGGUUGAGAAACCAGGCCAGGGAGGUAGCAGCGCAGAGGGGAGGCGGUACUGGAACGCCCGGGGUGAGAGAAGGGGCACGGGUGGAUGACCAGGGAUCUAGAACAGGCAAUGUCACGAUACAGCUCACAGAGCCCCCGCCUUUCGUUUUGCCGUCCCACAUCCAAUCCUUCAUAUCUCAACAUUCUCUCCCUCCUCUAACUCCAGGCCCUCAGCCCUCGUCUGACCCAGAAGCGUGGGAGGUUCGAGCACAGACUGUAGAGAAUAGGAUACAGCGAUUGUCACAGGCAGCCAGGGUGUUGCGCGAUCGUGCCCAAGCCCAAGGUGAACGUCGGCAGAGAAUGAUCGACAGGCCUUUGAGAUCAGACAGGCCACCUCAGAGCAAUGACAGCUUGGCACCAUGGCGACGGGCAACAGACGCGGCAGAUGCACAAGUGCAGAGGCUGUUGGAACCAUCCGACCAUUUUCUUCGAAGAAGGGACCGAGAAACGAUGGUCGACGGUAUCCGAGACAUGGAAGGGCUUAACAGCAAUAUAGGAAGUGAGCUGGAAGGCAUUGCUGGACAGAUUCACGGGCUUCUACUGGGCAAUGCUAGUGGCGCUGGCAGCGAAACUGCCACCGGAAGAUGUCAGAGGCGAGCUUCGAGGUCACAUAUCAGACGACACGAAAACCAGCAGCCAUUGAGGUCGAGUCGCAGUCGGGGGUGUGCUCCUACGAAUACUCGACAAGUUUCUAGGCAGCCGCCACCCCAAGUGAUCUGUACACCUCACACUGCUGUCGCCGAACCUGCUCCUGAUAUCACCCCUGAGCUUACCCCCGCCUCUCAGCCUACACCUGUACCUGCCAUGGGCAACACUGCAGCGUUCCUCGGCCAUCCCGCCCCCGCCCAAGCUCGUCCUUCCUCUCGUACCCCACAUUUCAAUCUACCUUCCCUACGUGAAGCCCUUGGCCUGGAAGAGCAUUCUCCAUGGGCCUUUGGGAGCGAACCCGAUCCAGAGGAUGACGAAGGUACCGUCCGCGGCACGCCCCCUCCAGGCGGACGAGUCAGGAUCGAACAGCUGGAAGAAAGUAUACAUCGGAUCGAGAACUCAGCGGAGACGAGUGGAGGGACGUACAGGUCUUUGGUCAAUGGCACUCUGCGCCCGAGUAGUCGUCCCGAUGGGGCAGCCAUCGAAGAGAGUGGAUCAAGUCUUUCACCGCAGUCGAACGGCAGGGAGGGUGCUGGAUCUGGGACCCUUCGAGGAGUUGCGGCUCGUCUGCGAGAGUCUGCCGACCGCCAAACUGCUAUCUCGCGUACGCCUGGGCUCGACGCCGCGAGGGCGCAGACAGCGUCUUUGCAGCCUUUUCCCGGUGCCAACCCUCCUAACGAGAGGAUGGAAGUCGCGGUGGAACUCGGGCCAGUGGUGUUCAUUGGCGAUGGCGACAGGGAAGGGGAUUGGUCGGACGACUCGUUGGAUGACCUUUUCGAGGGUUUGGAUCCGACUGCAGCGUUUGGCGAUAUCGGUGAUGUUUUGGCAGCAGGCAGCCCGGGUGGUGAAAGUGGUCACAACGGUGGAAGAUCAGAGAGGACAGCGCAGCAAGAGGGCAUGACUUUCCGAGGCAGGCGUGUCGCAGACCGCAUUGCGGCCUCUUCUGCUCCUUCUCCAGCUCCCAGUACUCCCUUCUCUGAUCCUAUCGUGCGCCAUUUACCGCGGUGGGACUAUCCCGCAGACGACUAUCCGUGGUUCCGGCCCCGGCGCCCCCGCAGCUUUCGUUCGGGAGACACUCUUUCUUCGGACGUACGACCAAUUGCGAGAGAAGCUUUGGGGCCAAAUUUUUUGGGUGGUCCUGUGGGAAGAUGGAGACUGGCGCCUCUGCAAAAUACGAGGGAAGAGGAUAGUGCGACGACGGGGUUGACUGAAGGUCCUUCCCCUGUCACUCCUUCUCGUGGUACCACUCUGGGUCCUGCUAGCUCUGCGGGGACUUCUUCGGCCCCAAACAGUACCCGUCACGAAGAGAUGAUGGCGCGCAUUCGCCACGCCCGUGAAGCUCUGCGAAAUAUCAGGGGACUGAGGGAAGACAUGGGAACUCAGAGGAGAGGACCGCCCGUGCCCAUGCCGGAAGUGAUGCACCGGGAGUCGGCGGUGAGACAGGUGAGAGAAGAGGCGGUGGCACCACAUGCGAGGAGUGAGGGAAUUCAGCCCGUACGAGGCGAAAUCACCAGCGAACCUGACGGUGAAGCUUCAGCAGAGGUUUCUACGGCUCAGCAAGGGUCAUCAAGCACCCAGGCAGGGUCGAGCAGGUCUGCCUAUAUGGUUUGCGACAGGGAGGAUUCGGAUUUUGGGAUCCAACAAUGGCCUACCUUUGACCGAUUGUAG